Messenger RNA from Aphanomyces astaci, 621 nucleotides. RefSeq lists its product as hypothetical. Lineage: Eukaryota; Oomycota; Saprolegniomycetes; Saprolegniales; Verrucalvaceae. Bases 1 to 621 code for a protein of 206 amino acids. The transcript is spliced from 2 exons. The record is from RefSeq and is a predicted model, not a curated record.
AUGAGACUGAGGCCCGUGAAGCCAAUAGUCUCGUACAACAAUUUCGACCGUGACAUGCACAACGCCACGGCAGUGCACAAAUUCCGGUUCACAAUUGAGCAAAUCCGCGUGCUCGCUGUGGCUCUACGACUGCCAGCCUUUUUAAGUACAUCCAUCUCCGAUCAAGUGGAGUCGCUCGAGGCACUUGCAAUCCUGUGUCGACGCCUGGCUGAGCCCUGUCGACUUUUCACUAUUGCCGAUGAAUUUGGGCGUUCCGUCGAGGCCUGCAGCCGCAUCGACCGCAACUGCUCAGUACAAGACUUGGAGCGAUGUGAUCCUCUUUCAGGAAGCCUUGCUCAAACCUAUGCCGGUGCGAUCGAGUCGAAGAGUGGGCUCAGAGGGUUGCGCACCUGUGUUGCGUUCAUUGAUGGGACGAAGCAGUACAUCAGCCGUCCGUCAGCAGAAGGUCAAGAACACGAGAACCUUCAACGUUCGGUGUACAACGGUCACCUCCGUCGCCAUUGUCUGAACUGGCAAGGUAUUACCGUUCCUGACGGCAUCAUCAUCAGCAUGUACGUGCCGGUAGUGGGGCGGCGCCACGAUUCCACCAUGUUCUCCAUGAGCCGCAUAUGGAGAGGAUGA